This is a messenger RNA of Polyodon spathula (Mississippi paddlefish), 3981 nucleotides long. Its product is annotated as cGMP-dependent protein kinase 2. The record is from RefSeq and is a predicted model, not a curated record. NCBI's taxonomy places the organism in Eukaryota, Metazoa, Chordata, Actinopteri, Acipenseriformes, Polyodontidae. Gene Ontology annotation, biological process: protein phosphorylation. The transcript has 19 exons. Gene Ontology annotation, molecular function: cGMP-dependent protein kinase activity; ATP binding. Bases 100 to 2373 code for a protein of 757 amino acids.
GCUGAUGGUCUUCAGGAGACAACAACAGAAACCACUUAUCAGCAAACAGUGAGCACCGGGGCUGGCGGGGGGAUAAGAGGGCCUUCCUAUGGGCGCGACAUGGGGAACGGUUCCAUCAAAGGCCCAAGAAUGGAGGAGAGCUGCCUGGCCUCAGCUGCCAAGGAGCCCCCUCUUCCUCUGGAGCUUGUGGAGAGUCUAAAGGAUAGGAUCAGGGGGCUGGAGGAGGAGUUGAGGCUGAGGGAUGAGCGUCUGGGAGCACUGGAGAAGGAGCUCCAAUCCAAGGUGUCUCAGAUUGACAAGCUGCAGGACGCACUGGGGUACAACAGCCUGACCCUGUCCUCACCCCAGGUGAGCCCGAGCCAGAGGCUGCUCAGUGUCAUCAAUGAGGGGCCCAAGAGAUUCCAGCAGGUGGCAGCGGAGGUCCACCGGCGCCUCAAAGCCAAGGAAGGGGUCUCGGCUGAGCCCACCUCCCGGAACUACUACAGCCACAACCUUCAGCAAUUCUCCUUCGAGCGAGCGCGGGUGUGCAAGGACUCCAGCACUAAGAAGCUGAUCAAUGAGGCCAUCACGAACAACGACUUCUUGAAGAAGCUGGAUCCCCAGCACACCAGGGACAUGGUGGAGUGCAUGUAUGAGAAGACUUACCUGGAGGGACAGCUGGUCAUCCAGGAAGGAGAGCCAGGGAACCAUCUCUAUGUUCUAGCAGAAGGGUUGCUAGAGGUCAUACAGAACAAUAAGCUUCUUGGUCAGAUGCAUGCUGGGACAGCCUUUGGUGAGCUGGCAGUACUGUACAACUGCAAGAGGACAGCAACCGUAAAAGCGGUGACCCACACCAGGAUCUGGGUUCUGGACCGGCAGAUCUCUCAGAACAUCAUGAUGAGGACCGCCCAGGCACGGCACGAGGAGUACUUCAGCUUCCUGCGCAGUGUUUCUUUGUUGAGAGAUUUGCCUGAAGAGAAGCUUGCAAAGAUCAUUGAUUGUCUGGAAGUGGACUAUUAUGACAAAGGAGAAUAUAUCAUACGAGAGGGAGAAGAGGGAAACACCUUUUUCAUCAUAGCCGUAGGAGAGGUCAGUGUGACGCAGACAAUGGAGGGCAGUCUAGAUCCCCAGGAAAUUAAAACUCUAGGUGUGGGGGACUACUUCGGGGAGAAAGCAUUGAUAAGUGAGGAUGUUCGUUCAGCUAACAUCAUUGCAAAUGAGAACGAUACACAGUGCCUUGUUGUUGACAGAGACACCUUCAACCAGAUGGUGGGGACGUAUGAAGAGCUGCAGACCUACCUGAAGGAGUACGUGGAGCAGCUGUCACGCAGUGAUGAGGAGAGGAAUGCUGUGAGGGCUUCCAACACCACUCCUCCCCCCUCAAGCAUGUCAGGCAGACUUGAUGUCGCCAGGCUGAGGGAGAAGAUCAGCCCCUUUGCCACGGACACUCCCUUCCAGCACCUGGAGAUCAUCGCCACACUGGGCAUGGGAGGCUUUGGCCGCGUGGAGCUGGUGAAGCUGAGAGAUGAAGACACAGCCUUUGCACUGAAGUGCAUCAAAAAGAAGCACAUCGUGGACUCGCGGCAGCAGGAGCACAUCUACUCUGAGAAGAACAUCCUGCAGCAGAGUAGCUCCCCGUUCAUCAUCAAGAUGUUCCGGACUUUUCGGGACAACAAGUACGUGUACAUGCUGCUGGAGGCGUGUCUCGGAGGAGAGCUAUGGAGUAUCUUGAGGGACAUGUGUUUCUUUGAGGAGCCGUCGGCCCGCUUUUGUAUUGGCUGUGUUCUCGAAGCUUUCAGUUAUCUGCACGGGAGAGGAAUUGUCUAUCGGGAUUUAAAGCCAGAGAACCUGCUGCUGGACAAGGAUGGCUAUGUGAAAAUGGUAGAUUUUGGGUUUGCGAAGAGAAUUGGUCUUGGGAAGAAGACUUGGACUUUCUGUGGCACCCCAGAGUAUGUGGCCCCAGAGAUCAUCAUGAACAAGGGCCACGACUUCGGAGCCGAUUACUGGUCCCUGGGAAUCCUGAUCUUCGAGCUCCUCACGGGAAGUCCUCCAUUUUCAGGAUCAGACCCCAUUAAAAUCUAUAGCACAGUGCUGAGAGGGAUGGAGAAGGUGGACUUCCCCAAGCGCAUUGGGAAGCGUCCGGAGGAUCUCAUCAGGAGACUGUGCAAACUUAAUCCUGCAGAGCGAAUCGGAAACAAGAAGAAUGGGAUCAAUGAUAUACGGAAGCACAAGUGGUUUCAGGGCUUUAACUGGGAAGGAUUAAGAAGCAGAAAACUGUCUUCUCCACUGAGGAGGGAGCUGCAUGGGCCGCUGGAUCACAGCAACUUCGACAUCUUCCCUCCUGAGCUGGAUGAGCCGGUCGAUGAGCUUUCCGGCUGGGACCGAGAUUUCUGAGGAGGUUGACGCUCCACAGAAAUUUCUGUGGAGGCGUGGCCAGGCUGGAACUCCACUGAGAUUUCUGUGAAGGCAGGACCAGUCUGGAACUCCACUGAGAUUUCUGUGGAGGUGGGGCAAGGCUGGAUUUCCACAGAGAUUUCUGAGGAGGUGAGGCCAAGCUGGAGUUCCACAGAGAUUUCUGAGGAGACAGGCCCAGGCUGGAGCUCCAGCAGCUUGCAAUGAAAUCUCCUCUCAGACAAGGUAGCAGGAGGGGGAACAUCACACUUGAGAGCGGGGUCCUGGAAGACAGCAGUCCAAUGCAGGAUGGUUAGUGGAUAAAUAACAUCAGCCAGGGGAACAGCUGCAGCAGCUUUGUUACUUGUAUUUGAGUGUACAGGAUAUAUCAGGUUUCUGUUAUAUUAUAUCAGUGCUUCAUUUCUUCACACACUGGAAAAGUUUCAACUUCCAGCGCUUAUCUCUCACGUUACAGGGUUGAAGCACUCUCUCCUUCUGCACAUGCUCACUGCCAGACUGCAUAUGCAAAAGGGUGGCGCUGAAACACAUAAACACUCUUAAAGGGUCUGCAUCCUGCUACUGCAGAAUAAUUACAAGCUAACAGUACAUCCAGAAUUGAGGGCCUGGAGGCUGGAGUCAGAGACAGAGACACUGACGAGCGAGAAGGAAACCUGGACCAGAACUCGGAACAGUCUCCCAUCCAUAUACCACAAAGGCCAGACUUGAAAAAACAGGACAACUGUGGCCUUUUUUUCUAUUUUUUAUAUGAGUGGCCUUUAUACUGGACAAUAAUGCAGUCUUUUAAAAACAGGAGCUUCACAACUCUGCAGUAACCAUACUGUUCCAAAUCACAUCUACCUCUUAGCACAGUUAACUGAGUUAAUAAAUUGCUGAGCUCCUGAUGUUUUCUAGAGACUGUGUUUACUGCGGAUAACGAGGAUAACAUUGGGAUGGCUGGUGACAGCUUCUGUUCUAUUCUUUGCUCUUUGAGAGUGACAGUUUCUUACCUGUUCAGCACCUAUGUAAUUUACAACAAGUAUUAUAAAAUAUCACAUCCUUUCUAAGAUUGCUCCGAAGUAGAUUAUGUCACGAUACACUGCAGGUUGUUUUUAUUUUAGUAGUGUAUGAAAUGUAACUAGUCCUCUACUAUGGUGACCAUGCAGACCACAGUAGGACAGCAAAGCAAACAGCAAACAUUUCUAUUAUUAUUCAAGUAUCUGAGGAUGAAAAGCAAAUGAAAAAGCUAGAUCAAUUUAUCUAUCAAAUCUUAUUGAUAAAAACAGGAAUAACCCAAGAUUUCUGUUUGCGCCAAUAGUAAAAUGAACAACUCCUCAAUCGGAAUGUGUUAUACAGAAUACUCUCUCAGUAAGCUGUGACGAAUUUAUGAAUUACUUAAACAAAAAAGUGACUGAGAUUAGAAUCCUAUUUCUAUCAUACUUUUAAAAGAGAUAUAUCCAAAAAUAAAUACCACUGUUUUAAAUAUUAUUGACAGUUCUGUUUUAUCGAGCAUUGUGCCAGACUCUUUAAGACUGCAGUAGCAGAACCUCUUCUUAAGAAGCCCACCCUUGAUCCCACUGCUCCUAAUAAUUACAGACCUAUUUCCAACCUCCG